This is a messenger RNA of Brassica oleracea var. oleracea, 2607 nucleotides long. RefSeq names its product mitogen-activated protein kinase kinase kinase 13. Bases 406 to 2538 code for a protein of 710 amino acids. Gene Ontology annotation, molecular function: ATP binding; protein kinase activity. The record is from RefSeq and is a predicted model, not a curated record. Lineage: Eukaryota; Viridiplantae; Streptophyta; Magnoliopsida; Brassicales; Brassicaceae. The transcript has 4 exons. Gene Ontology annotation, biological process: protein phosphorylation.
UCAACAGUACAAACCUGCCAAUCAAUAAGAACAUUUCCUAAAUAUUCCUGCAAUUUUUUUCUUUCUUAAUUUCCUGGGAAACCGCUAGAGAAAGAAAACAAUCAGGGAUUUUCUUAGCAGACGUGAAGAAAAAUUAGGGGAAAAUAAUCUCCCUUUAGAUAUCUUCGGUUGCUUCAAUUUCUCUUUCUCCGUGUGAAUAGAGUUUGUUUUUCAAAAGGUCGAAGAUUGUCCUGAUGAUUCGUUUCCUGUAUGAUGUGAUUAUGUAUGCUUGAUUAAUGGAUCCUUGAACAUUAAAGGAACGUCAUUUCAGCGGUCAAAAAUCUCAAGCCUACUAGAUUAUUUUCUUGGUGGGGUUUUGAGAUUAAAAAGGAGAUUUGAGGAUUUUAUCACAACAACAUUUGUUUAAUGGAACAGUUCAGACAAAUCGGCGAAGUUCUUGGAAGCCUAAAUGCUCUCAUGGUAUUACAAGACGAUAUCUUGAUCAACCAAAGACAAUGCUGUUUGCUGUUAGAAAUCUUCAGCUUAGCUUUCACCACAGUCGCCGAAGAGAUCAGACAGAAUCUAAAACUCGAAGAGAAGCACACCAAAUGGAAAGCCCUCGAACAGCCCUUGAGAGAGCUUUACAGAGUGUUUAAAGAAGGAGAGUUAUACGUCAAGCAUUGCAUGGACAACAGUGAUUGGUGGGGCAAAGUAAUCAACCUUCAUCAGAACAAAGAUUGCGUCGAGUUUCACAUACACAACUUGUUCUGCUGUUUCCCGGUGGUCGUCGAAGCGAUCGAGGCUGCGGGAGAGAUCUCCGGCCUCGACCCUUCUGAGAUGGAGAGAAGGAGAGUUGUGAUCUCGAGAAAGUACGAUAGAGAGUGGAAUGAUCCUAAGCUGUUUCAAUGGAGGUUUGGGAAACAGUAUCUUGUUCCAAAGGAUGUCUGCAGCCGGUUCGAGAAUUCGUGGAGAGAAGACAGAUGGAAACUAGUGGAGGCAUUGCAAGAGAAGAGGAAAUCAAACAGCGACGAGAUCGGAAAGACGGAGAAGCGCUUAGCUGAUCUGCUUUUGAAGAAGCUAACCGGUUUGGAGCAGUUUAAAGGUAAACUGUUUCCGAGUUCGAUACUUGUUGGUUCAAAGGAUUACCAGGUGAAAAGGAGGUUAGAUGGAGACGGACAUUACAAGGAGAUUCAAUGGUUUGGUGAUAGUUUUGUUGUGAGACACUUCUUCAGCGAUCUUGAGCCGUUGAGUUCUGAGAUUUCAUCUCUUUUAGCACUUUGUCAUUCGAAUAUACAUCAGUACCUAUGUGGAUUCUAUGAAGAAGAGAGGAAAGAAUGUUUUUUGGUUAUGGAGUUGAUGCACAAAGAUUUGCAAAGCUACAUGAAGGAGAAUUGCGGCCCAAGGAGAAGAUACCUCUUCUCCGUUUCCGUGGUGGUUGAUAUCAUGAUGCAGAUAGCGAGAGGAAUGGAGUAUCUCCAUGGGAAUGAUAUCUUCCAUGGAGAUUUAAACCCGACGAACAUUCUAUUGAAAGAGAGAUGUCACACCGAAGGCUAUUUCCAUGCGAAAAUCUCCGGUUUCGGUUUAUCUUCGGUCAAAUCUCAGUCUUCUUCUUCCUCGAGAGCAAGCACUCAUGAUCCUGUGAUAUGGUAUGCACCCGAAGUUCUAGCGGAGAUGGAACAAGGCACAAAAACUCCGAAAUCGAAGCUGACGCAUAAAGCUGAUGUGUAUAGCUUUGCCAUGGUGUGUUUUGAGCUGAUAACAGGUAAAGUUCCAUUUGAAGAUAGUCAUCUUCAAGGCGAGCAAAUGGCUGUCAACAUUAGAAUGGGAGAGAGACCUCUCUUCCCUUUCCCUUCACCCAAGUACCUCGUUAGUCUGAUCAAACGGUGCUGGCACUCAGAGCCGAGCCAGCGUCCAAACUUCUCUUCCAUCUGCCGGAUACUACGCUACAUCAAGAAGUUCCUAGUUGUGAAUCCGGACCACGGUCACCCUCAGAUUCAAAUUCCACUAGUUGACUGUUGGGAUAUAGAAGCGAGGUACUUGAGAAAGUUUCCAGGUGACUUAGGGUCUCACGUGGCGUCGGUGAAUCAGAUCCCUUUCCAGCUGUACUCAUACCGAGUUUUGGAAAGAGAGAAGAUGAAUCCAACAAACUCAAAAGAAAGCAGUAGUACAGAGGCAAGCGAAUCAGAAGUUGAGGAUCCACCUAAUGCCGUGACAAUAAGAGAUACAAAGUCUUUGUGUUUAGAUACAAUAUCUGAAUACUCAGAUACAAGAUCAGUCUACACAGAAGCUCCCAUCAAAAAGGUCUCAGCUUCAAAGAACAGUGAAGAAUUGGUUAAGCUAAGAAAAAGUCCAAGCUUAGGGUCGUCAACAAAGUUGAGAUCAACAGGAACUUCGCCGGUAAAAGCAAGAUCAUCGCCAAAAGCGUUACCCUUGAGUUCAUUUGGAAGAAGCAUAAAAGCGAGGAAGGAUAGUCGAUUGCCUUUGAGUCCAAUGAGUACACUAAGCCCAAGGAGACGUAGACAGCAAACUGGUCAUGCUUCUGACUCGGAGCUUACUUAGCUUUUUCAUCUAAACCAGAUCAUUAAGAAGUUUAAUGAAAGACAAUUUUCUAGUCAGCAUUUCAUAGAU